AGUUGUAUUCUGAAUGAACAACAUAAAAAUAUCUGGAAGAUAUUACUCACCCUGUGCUGUCUUUCGGAUUUGAUGCUCUGUCAAACUCUGACAGUGGAAAUGUCCAGAAAAAAGACCAAGAAGCAUAAAAAAGAAAGAAAGAAAUCUUCCAUGUGCUCCUGGGAGGAUCAGAGAAAAGGUGACACACAGACUCCUGGCAGUUCCAGGAGUAAAAACAAACAUGAGCAUUUCCCCAGUCAUGUUGGACAUAAGCAAAAAUGGGUUAAAGGCACACGUAGCCCACGAUCACCCAGAGAAGAGAGAUCAAAAAAAGAGACCUGGAAAAAAUCAGAGGUUGAGAACAAGCAGCUGAAGCUCACAGGAAACAAAGCAUCUCUGGACAGUGAUCACAGAGCCCCGCGUGACCCAGUGAAACACCUCUCUUUGGGACAUGACGUUCAUGCCAUGGGGAAGAGUAGCCAGACUUCAUCCAGGCCUGGUCCUGAAACCAAAGAGCUGGAGGGGAGGAGGAAAUCUCUGGUUAAGAGGAGAUCUGCCCAGGAGGAGCCAAGACAGAAGCCAGCCAAGGCCUGCAUUCUCCCUGGAGGGGAGAAGAGGAAGGAGGUUUUGAAGAGGAGGUCCUCCACACAGGAGGACUACCCAGUAGUCAAGCAAAGAACCACUGAAUCACAGGUUGCUGUGCGUGAAAAAUUGAGCCACAAUAGAAAAGAACUGGAGAUGAGGAGGUCCAGGGACUUAGGCAGGGAGGUUCACUCAAAAGCACAGCACAUCUCCAGUAUUAAAACAGGGGCUGUCCACUCCAAAGAGAGUUUGUCGUCAGUCAGAAAUCCAGCAUGGUCCCUUACACCAAAAUUGCCCCAAAAUGUCAGCCCUGAAAUGCAGGGUAGUGAGAGACAGAAGGGGCAGGCUGGCUCCACUCAUGGUCCAACCUCAGGAGGAGAACCCACCUCCUACACUCGUCUUCCAGUCACUUUCAAAAUCUCAAAGAAGCAUUGUGCUGUAAAAGCAAACACGGAUGUUUGCAUCAUUGACAGCGAUGACAAAAUGACCGCAGUCGCUGGUUGUGUGGCCUCUCCGUCUGCAAAAACUGGCCCUGGACACAUUGGACCGAGACCUGCCAAAGUUGCAUCACCUGUUGGGUCAGCUCCGCGUCAGUCUUCCCGAUUCCACCAAGCACGGGUGGUGCAGCAUGGUCCAGUGACAGACAGAAGCGCCACAAUCACAAGCAGUACUACUGAAUGGACAGAGCAUGCUCUUCAUCAAGGUGCUUCCACUGAGUGCACAGAAGCUUUCCACAUUGACCAAGAGAUGCUACUGGUGGAGGAGCUGCACCUGGCCCGCUUUGACAGACGUCUCACCGUGAACGUGGCCGAGAGCUAUGGAGAGCUUACUUGCAUGGAUGUGGACCUACCAGAGGAGGGCGCCAAAAUGGCACUUAGUGAGGAACUGCAGGACCUCCUUAUUGUGCUGGACACAAAUGUUCUUCUCAGUCAUUUGGACUUUGUGAAGAAGAUGAGGUCUCAUGGGCUUGGAGCCCUGGGGCACCCCACGCUGCUCGUGCCCUGGGUGGUCCUCCAGGAGCUGGACGCACUGAAGAGCGGCAAACUGUCGUCCAAGGUGGAGUGCAAGGCGCGGCCGGCCGUGCAGUACAUCUACAACUGCCUGAAGCGCCAGGAGCCACGUCUGCGGGGCCAGUCCUUACAGCAAGCCUCGCAGGCAGCCUGUGGGCUGCUCGUUGGGAAUAACGAUGAUCGAGUGUUGCAGUGCUGCCUGCAGUACCAAGCAUUGCGUCCAGAGGGCAGUCUCAUCCUGUGCACUAAUGAUAAGAACCUGUGCAGUAAAGCCCUACUGAGUGGGGUCAAGGCCCUGAGUAAAGCAGACCUGGUGGAACAGGCAGAAGUAAACCCUGGGCUCUUAAACCACAGCUGCAGUCUCCACGCUGUUCAGCCCCCUGCAGGACCCAACGAGGAAGGUCUCUUGCAUAAGGGGGAGGAGGCGAACGGGUUGCAGGCACCUGGUGUGGAGGGUGAGCUGAGUGUGUGUGUGUCUGCGCUGGAGAGCAGCCUGCAGGGUGCGCUGUCUGCCGUGUUGGUGGAAGAGAUGAAGGGCGCUUUUGGGGACCUAUGGACAGAGAUAGUGUAUUUGAAGCCCCCAUGGACUCUGCAGGCAGUGCUGCAGUGUUUCCGGAAGCACUGGAUCGCUGUGUUUGGGAACAUUAUCAAGAGGAAUCUGCUCAGCUGUGUGGAGAUGCUCAGCACCUCUCUCUGCUCAGGUGUGAUGGUGGAGCGCAAGACAGUCCUGAUGUCAGCACGCGCAGCUGAGGAGCUGCUGGUGGCGCUCAGCUGCAGGUCCUCAUAUGGCGGCCAUGUGAAUGCAGCUCUCUUCCACCUCAGGGGUCUGAAGGGCAGGCCACAAACGCAGCCACUGAAAAUCCCAGUAGAGGACCCCAGUGAUGAUGAGACUCUCAUGUCAGAGGCAGUGGAGGAUACAGCUCCGCCUCCCCAAGCCUCUCAUCAGGAGGUGUGGGCUUUGUUUGAGAGCAUCUGGAACAACGUGUGCCAAGUCAGCUCGGCUGUGUUCUCAGCCCUGCACUGUCCCACGGGCUCAGUAGGGCUGACGCAGUCAGGCCCCAUGCCUCCCCCUCAGGAUGCCCUCUCCUGCCUCCACAGGCUGUCUGCCACCCUGGCACAGCUGCUGGAGCACUUCCACAGGUUAGUGUCCGUGGACAGCACGGUGGAGGACGCCCAGGCCCUACUCACCCUUAUUCACACCUGUGAGAUGGCUGUGAUGGAGCCCUGCGUCAGUGCCUGGGACCUGUUUGAGUGCCUGUCCCUGCAAGAGUACAGAGAGAAGCUGUGUGUAGGAGGUACCCAGUUGAUGGAACUAAAAGCAAAACUGGACCAGUGUGCAGCUGCCGUGUGUGGUCAGGAUGGAGGCAGCACGUGAACCUGGCGGGCAGACAUGUCCACACUGUAAAACCAUGUACCUUCAUCGCAUCCACUGCACUCCAUGCAAUUUGGGAAGCUUUAACAUUCACUCGCCCUGGUGGACACUCACCAUGUGUGACCAGAACCUCAUGAUCUUGUUGGACCUCUACUAAGCAGCUCAAAGGAAUUUACUUUGAUGUGGAACUUUUGAGGACUGGAGAACUUCUUCAGGUCCAUAGUAGUUGUUGAUCUGCAUUUGAUUUUAUAUGCCUUGCCUGUUGAUGCUUUUGUCCAUCACCAAUAUACAGAAAGAGAGGCUUCUUAUCCUCUUCUCCACUGGAAAUGAAGCUACCAAGGGCAAUGUAGGUGGCAGGCACUUUGAAUGAUUUCUGUUAAGGCCCUAUGCAGAUUUGUUCAUCAUCAGCAGACAUUCACUAAAAGUAUACUCUGGUCGUCAUUUUCAGAUCAGACUUCUUGUGACUUUAUCUUAAGGUCAUAGAAAAUCUACAAUGCUGGAACAUGCAGUAAUUGUACAAGCUCUGGGAUCUCCUCUGUGCUUCCAAAACCUGCGAAUAUGGUACCUGGUGAACAUACAGUAAAGCAGAGAAUCGAGGUUUUACCUCAUCAUGGACUGUCCUUCCGUCUUCGAAGAUAUCAUGGUAAGGGAGGGUGAUGUAAUAACACUGCUGUUACUUCAGGGAUGUCAGGAGCAAAUAUUUAAAACCAUUAUAUUUUUCUAAAGUGGAGUGGCUUCCUGGACAUGACACAACAUAUUUAAGAUGGGAGGCUGUUAAAUGAAAACUACAAUUUUUCAUUGAAUGUGAACAGAAAGAGUAAUGCAGUAAUUACUGUUAAGAUUUAUUAUUAAUUGUUGUUUAUUAAUGUUUUUGUUUUACAUUUUAUACAUUUAGCAUUUUCUGUCUAAAAAUUAGAAGCUUUCAAUUAAUUAUUUGUUUGUAAAUUUGAUUUAAAUUAAAACCUGUCCUUUAUCAAGUGUCA
Molecule: messenger RNA, 3926 nt
Organism: Electrophorus electricus (electric eel)
Lineage: Eukaryota; Metazoa; Chordata; Actinopteri; Gymnotiformes; Gymnotidae
Gene: swt1
Product: SWT1 RNA endoribonuclease homolog
Cellular component (GO): nucleus
Source: RefSeq, a predicted model, not a curated record